UUCCCGGUGGCUGCCGCUUACUGCCCCGUCGGUUUCUUGGAACAGGAGAUGCAAGGGGGUGAGGAUGGCGAAAUCCAGAGUGGCUUCACCAGGUGCUGCGAAUGGCUGAGAUGCUGUGGUGGAGGGGAGCCCAGGCCCCGCACUGUCUGGUUGGGACACCCAGAGAAAAGGGACCAGAGGUACCCUCGAAAUGUCAUCAAUAACCAGAAGUACAACUUCUUUACCUUCCUUCCUGGAGUGCUGUUCAACCAGUUCAAAUACUUUUUCAACCUCUAUUUCUUGCUUCUGGCCUGCUCCCAGUUCGUUCCUGAAAUGAGACUCGGCGCACUCUACACCUACUGGGUCCCCCUGGGCUUUGUGCUGGUGGUCACCAUCAUCCGCGAGGCGGUGGAGGAGAUCCGAUGCUUCAUGAGGGACAAAGAAGUCAACUCCCAGGUCUACAGCCGGCUCACAGCCAGAGGGACAGUGAAGGUGAAGAGUUCCAACAUACAAGUUGGAGAUCUUAUCAUCGUCGAAAAGAACCAGCGGGUCCCUGCUGACAUGAUCUUUCUCAGGACUUCAGAAAAAAACGGGUCUUGCUUCUUGCGGACAGAUCACCUGGACGGGGAGACGGACUGGAAGCUACGGCUCCCCGUGGCCUGCACCCAGAGGUUGCCCACUGCUGCGGAUCUGCUUCAGAUUCGAUCAUAUGUGUACGCAGAGGAGCCAAACAUCGACAUUCACAACUUUGUGGGAACUUUUUCCAGAGAAGACAGCGACCCUUCCGUCAGCGAGAGCUUGAGCAUCGAGAACACGCUCUGGGCAGGCACCGUCAUUGCAUCCGGUACUGUUGUGGGUGUCGUUCUUUAUACUGGCAGAGAACUCCGGAGUGUCAUGAAUACCUCAAAUCCCCGAAGCAAGAUUGGCCUGUUUGACCUGGAGGUGAACUGCCUCACGAAGAUCCUCUUUGGCGCUUUGGUGGUGGUGUCGCUGGUCAUGGUUGCCCUGCAGCACUUUGCCGGUCGUUGGUACCUACAGAUCAUCCGGUUCCUUCUGUUGUUUUCCAACAUCAUUCCCAUCAGUCUGCGUGUGAACCUGGAUAUGGGCAAGAUUGUGUACAGCUGGGUGAUUCGAAGGGAUUCCAAAAUCCCUGGGACCGUGGUUCGUUCCAGUACAAUUCCUGAGCAGCUGGGUCGGAUUUCUUACUUACUGACAGACAAGACAGGAACUCUUACCCAGAAUGAGAUGGUUUUCAAACGGCUCCAUCUAGGGACAGUGGCCUAUGGACUUGACUCAAUGGACGAAGUACAGAGCCACAUAUUUAGUAUUUACACCCAGCAAUCCCAGGACCCACCUGCCCAGAAGGGCCCCACACUCACCACCAAAGUCCGGCGCACCAUGAGCAGCCGUGUGCAUGAAGCCGUGAAGGCCAUCGCCCUCUGCCACAACGUGACCCCUGUGUACGAGUCCAACGGCGUGACUGAGCAGGCCGAGGCUGAGAAGCAGUACGAAGACUCCUGCCGUGUGUACCAGGCGUCCAGUCCAGAUGAGGUGGCCCUGGUACAGUGGACGGAAAGCGUGGGUUUAACGCUGGUGGGCCGAGACCAGUCUUCCAUGCAGCUGAGGACCCCUGGCGACCAGAUCCUGAACUUCACCAUCUUGCAGAUCUUCCCGUUUACCUACGAAAGCAAGCGCAUGGGCAUCAUUGUGAGGGAUGAAUCAACUGGAGAAAUUACAUUUUACAUGAAGGGGGCAGAUGUUGUCAUGGCUGGAAUCGUGCAGUAUAAUGACUGGCUGGAGGAGGAGUGUGGCAACAUGGCACGAGAAGGGCUGCGGGUGCUCGUGGUGGCGAAGAAGUCUCUGGCCGAGGAGCAGUAUCAAGACUUUGAAGCCCGCUACGUCCAGGCCAAGCUGAGCGUGCACGACCGCUCCCUCAAGGUGGCCACCGUGAUCGAGAGCCUGGAGAUGGAGAUGGAGCUGCUCUGCCUGACGGGCGUGGAGGACCAGCUGCAGGCAGACGUGAGGCCCACGCUGGAGACUCUGCGGAAUGCCGGCAUCAAGGUUUGGAUGCUGACAGGGGACAAGCUGGAGACAGCGACAUGCACAGCAAAGAAUGCACAUCUGGUGACCAGAAACCAAGACAUCCACAUCUUCCGACUGGUGACCAACCGCGGGGAGGCCCAUCUGGAGCUGAACGCCUUCCGCAGGAAGCAUGACUGCGCCCUGGUGAUCUCGGGAGACUCGCUGGAGGUUUGCCUCAAGUACUACGAGUAUGAGUUCAUGGAGCUGGCCUGCCAGUGCCCGGCCGUGGUCUGCUGCCGCUGUGCACCCACCCAGAAGGCCCAGAUCGUGCGCUUGCUCCAGGAACGCACUGGGAAGCUCACCUGUGCAGUAGGUGAUGGAGGCAAUGAUGUCAGUAUGAUUCAGGAGUCCGACUGUGGCGUGGGGGUCGAAGGAAAGGAAGGAAAACAGGCUUCGCUGGCUGCCGAUUUCUCCAUCACUCAGUUUAAGCAUCUUUGUCGCUUACUUAUGGUGCACGGCCGGAACAGCUACAAGCGGUCAGCCGCCCUCAGUCAGUUUGUGAUCCACAGGAGCCUCUGUAUCAGCACCAUGCAGGCCGUCUUCUCCUCUGUGUUUUACUUCGCCUCCGUUCCCCUCUAUCAAGGAUUCCUCAUCAUUGGGUACUCCACCAUUUACACCAUGUUUCCUGUAUUUUCUCUGGUCCUGGACAAAGAUGUCAAGUCUGAAGUUGCCAUGCUAUAUCCUGAGCUCUACAAGGAUCUCCUCAAGGGACGGCCGUUGUCCUACAAGACCUUCUUAAUAUGGGUGUUGAUUAGCAUCUACCAAGGGAGCACCAUCAUGUACGGAGCGCUGCUGCUGUUCGAGUCAGAGUUUGUGCACAUCGUGGCCAUCUCCUUCACGUCGCUAAUCCUCACCGAGCUGCUGAUGGUGGCGCUGACCAUCCAGACCUGGCACUGGCUCAUGACGGUGGCCGAGCUGCUCAGCCUGGCCUGCUACAUCGCCUCCCUGGUCUUCUUACACGAGUUCAUAGAUGUGUACUUCAUCGCCACCUUGUCCUUCUUGUGGAAAGUCUCCGUUAUCACUCUGGUCAGCUGCCUCCCCCUCUACGUCCUCAAGUACCUGCGGAGGCGGUUCUCUCCCCCCAGCUACUCGAAGCUCACAUCGUAGGCUGUACGCUCGGUGGGGGGACCCCAGUCUCUGCUCUCCUGAUGGACACAGUUCAAGUUCCGUUGACCCUAACGCCACCUAUGGAUUGUGCGGUAAUUGCGAAUGCGGGCAGUUUCGACGUGAAGAACCCCUGCAGUUCCGCUGCGUCCUAAGGCUGAAUAAACAGGAGGGAGAUUCCCACAGGUGCCCAUGCAGGCCUCUUUUACCCGUUUAUUCACAUUUGAACGAAUGUGAGUAAGUUAAAGCUGGUGGCUCAGCCGAGAGAGUUAGAUGGGUCACUGCGCAAGCUUCGUAAAGACUUGAAUUUUGUUGUCAUGUGAUCAAAGUUUCUGUCUAGAUGAAGAAGGGGCUUUUUUUUUUUUUUCUUAUUUUAACAGUCCUAAUAUGUGUGCACUCUACAUCUUUUUCUCUCUUAAACUGUUUCAGAGAAAUACAAAGCUCUUGGUGUAUGUUUGAAGGAAAAAACGGUGGCGUUUGAUACAAAGUUACACGGGGCGCAUUCUCAAUUUGGAAUUGCCACAUAGCCUCUCUAAGGGGGUCCUAAACAACAUUAAAUUCUUAGAAAGAAAACACUUUUUUUUUAAUGGUCAUGGAGAGGAGAGGGAGAGAGCGUGCUGUAAAUCCACUGCGUUGUCUUUGAUCCAGCUCAGCAUCUACACAACUUGCAGUAACUUCACCUGUCACCUCGUAAAAAAAUUUCAAAGGUGUUAUCUUACUUUGUUAGGACCUGGUAGCAGUUAACAAGUCAGUGGCUAUCUGAGGACAUCCCUCCGCAUUUUCAGCAGAGUUGUUUUAGCAGGAAACACGCCACUGAGCGGCCCCUAAAUGUGUCGACACUGUGAUAAGAGACUCAACUAAUUCUUUAGACAACAUGGCAGAUGUGACUCAGAUCCUCAGAGUCCAGAGCGGAAAGGUCAGGGAGCCGGGGCUCUUUGCUGCUGCAGAAAUCUGUUUCCUGUUAGGAGGAAUUACUGAGGAUGAACUGACAAAGGCGGAGACAUUUUACAGCGUUGCCAUUCAUCGGUGGCGGCUUAAAGUGAGGAGCCCUGGGGGGAGGAGGCCGCCGCUGCGGCUUUGGGAUCUGGGGUGUGUUCGCUGCGGCUUUGGGAUCUGGGGUGUGUUCCGCUGUGUACACAUUUCCAGGGGGCCUUGCCGAAAGGCAGCUAGUAGUAAAGAUGGCUCCCCCACCAGGAUGGAGGGCAUGCGUGUGUGUUUCCUAUAAAAGUUGUGGCUUCUUGUUCCGGAGGAAGAAGGGAGUUUGGGAGCAUUGGCCGUAGCAGGGCAAAGCAUUCUUGGGUUUUCAAGUCACUUCUUGUGAAAGGCACGUGUGCAUGCCAUAAAGAUUAAGCUGGUGGAUCUUCACGAGUUGAAUGUGGUCGAUAUCUUGGGCUUGUGUAUACCCUUCAGUUCAUCAGAUGACACUUCUUGUGUGUGCUUCAGAAACGUCAGUUACAGCCAGGUCCCCAAUUCCCAGUGCCCUCGGGUAAACCAGGCGUGGUGACUGGGGAAGUGAGCAGCAGACGUCUCUUGCCUGUAGAGUGCUCUCGAUACACAUAUGUAUUUUGUGUUGCACUUCCAGAAUUUACUAGAAUGGCAGUAAGCUGCAGGCAAUGAUAAAUUGGCUGUUGACAUCACUUCUGCUUUGUUUUAAGAUUUCUGCAAUUUUGCAGUAUUUCCCCCUUCCUGUUCCAGCCUCUCCUGCCAUACUAGAUACAUUGCAUUGAGUGAAUCGUUGUUUAGAAAUAGGCUGUUUGUCCACAAAUUUCAGGAAGGUUGAGUGAGUCUGACUUCACUGAGUGAUUUCAUGUAGUUUCAGAGGUAGAGGAGGAGAAAGUUGUGCUUCAAAGUUUUUGAAACCUCGUCUGUUUUAUUGGAAGUCAACCUGUAAAACCGAAGUCUCUGAGUUCACGAACACUGAACGUGGCCUUGUUCACAGAUAGGUGAUGGCUUCUGCAGGUAGAUAGGGUGGGAGCCUUGUUAAGAAAUUCCAGCUGUUUCCAGCAGAUAAUAGGGAAUGAAGAUGGUCUUGCUGGUCUUUUUCUUAAUUUCCAAUUUUGAUCAAGGUGUAUGAGUCAAGCCUCUAAGGGGGGCCAGAAAAGCCAGACCUGGAAGUAAGUAGAAGGUGCUUGUCAGUGUCGUCCAGGAGCCGCCUUGUUCUGUUGUCCCAGCCACACUUUGGGGGAGACAAUCAAGGUGAGGACAAGGUGGAAACCGCCAUGUGGUAAGAACACACCAACAGUGGGCAGCGUGCUGGUGCGCCCCCUGGUGGUCCCCGAGUGUGUAGGCAUACGCAUACUUGCUUCUCAAAUACGGGGUGGGAACAAAAAGGGCAAAAGCCUCAAGUCAGCUGACAGUCCUGGAGCGUUACCUGCACAAACCACACUUUAAUCUCUACAGAGAGUUUGUGAACAUCUGGGCACUGCUUGGUUGAGUGGGUCAUCUUGGUUGUGCAGAGAAAACAGAGACAAGCGAACAAAAAAACCUGAGCUCUUUUACAGGAAACUCUCCUGAAUUUGUAAAGCUCGAGCUUACCUUUUCUUGACUGACAAUCUUGAAAGAACUUACAAGCCACCAUUGACACCUUUUCCUCACCUCAGAACUCAGCGGGGCUUAAGUUGCCAACAGCAAAUUUAAGAUGAGCACAGAGGGCCAGGAGGCACACAGUGAGCACCACUUAAACACUUUCCCUUAAGGUAAAACAAUUGGAAUUCUCUGCUGCCCUCUGGUAACACCAGUUAUUGCUGUCAGAGCCAAAGCCUUUAGUAUUUUUUGCUAUAUGUUUUGGGGAUGAUUGUGUGUGUGUGUGUUGUGGGGGAGCAGGAUCUGUUCGGAUUUUUUCUUUUACCCUCCUCCCUUCCUCUUUCUCUAAGAAAAUGAGCGAUUUGCUUCAUCUUGAGUAAUGUCUUAUAUUUGACAGCUCUGAUUCAGUUUUGAGAGCAUGAGCGUGCGUCUGUGGCCCAUGGUGCUGGGUGAGACUGGUGGUGUCCACUCAAGCUGCCUGGACAAAGAGAAGGAGGGUACCCCAGUCAUCAGUCUAAACUUGGAGCAAACCACCUGUUUACAGCUACCUGGAGCUGAUAGGCCAGUUGCUGACUCUCUCCCACUUUCAGCAUGAUUACAUCCCAGAUCCCAGUCCGGCUUCCCUUGAAUGAAACCCUUUUUUGUAGCAGUAAUCUUAAAUACCGUCGUCUGUUUACCAGCAUUUCCUCAGUGUGUUUUCUGCUCAGCUGAAGCCACACCAGUGGUACUUUUUAAUGUAGUUUGAAUUUUGUGCUCAUUUGAAAUUGACACAAUGAUGCCUGUUUUUUUUUCCCGGCAGACUUUCGUUUUUAUAUGUUGUUUGGUUUUUACUGGGGCAGGGCUGGGGGUGCACUCAUGCCUUUACAGGGCAGUGUUUUAAAUCCUUGCCAGAUUUUAGAUGGGAGCUGCACAUUUUCUGCACCAGCCUACUUAAGGCAAAUGCCGAUCGGCCAUUUUUCUCUUUAGUCUUUUCUGUGUGUUUGAUAUGUGUGCGCGUUUGUGUGCAUUUGUGCGUGUGUGACGUUGUCUCCAGUUUUCUGAAGAAAUGCUCGGUUUUUGUUGUAUUAAAAUGCCAUCACUCCCAGGUUGGUGUCAUUUUAAAAAUACACAAGGAGCUUUGUAAAUACGAAAGAUUUUAUCCCCCUCCUCCUUUUAAUGUAAAGCUUUUUGUUGUUUAUAUAUACUUCUUAGGAAAUGUUGCCAUUAAUUAUGUCUAUUUCUUCUUGGAAAAAGAAUACAUUAUGUUUUUGAGUGGAACUGAAACACUGACCGCCGUGUGAGCAGCAUCCUACCACCUGAAGUACCACAGCAUCUUCUCACCCAAGGCAGCGCUCCCGGGGACUCGGUCCUCUCCAUCACUGCAUAGUUUGGGUGGGCAAUGUCAGUGAAUAUUGUGUUUGUGGGGGUUGGGAAAGGGUGUGGCAUUUGCAAAAAAAAAAUUGUGGCUAAUUUAUUAUUUUGUUGCAGUGGGGUUAACUUUAUACGCAUAUAGGAGUCCAUUAUGUCCUCAUUAGUAGAUCUCUUUAUAUGUAAUCCUCAUUGCAAAUAUUUACCAGGACAGCGUUUUUGAUUAGAAGGAAGCUCUGGUCUGUUUGCUUUAAUUUAGCAGGCACUCCCAGAUGACUGAAACACUCAAUUCUGUGAUGACACACAUGUGAUCUUCCGUGUUUCUGAGCGGCUCUUCUUUCAUUGUUUGCCAGCAUGGCCUGAUGCUGUUGCCCAAUAAAGCUUGUGUACUUAUGC
Molecule: messenger RNA, 7431 nt
Organism: Trichechus manatus latirostris (Florida manatee)
Lineage: Eukaryota; Metazoa; Chordata; Mammalia; Sirenia; Trichechidae
Gene: ATP9A
Product: ATPase phospholipid transporting 9A (putative)
Exons: 28
Coding region: 49-3168 (1039 amino acids)
Biological process (GO): endocytosis; retrograde vesicle-mediated transport, Golgi to endoplasmic reticulum; phospholipid translocation
Cellular component (GO): endosome; plasma membrane; trans-Golgi network
Molecular function (GO): ATP binding; ATPase-coupled intramembrane lipid carrier activity; magnesium ion binding
Source: RefSeq, a predicted model, not a curated record